This is a messenger RNA of Bemisia tabaci, 3665 nucleotides long. The record is from RefSeq and is a predicted model, not a curated record. NCBI's taxonomy places the organism in Eukaryota, Metazoa, Arthropoda, Insecta, Hemiptera, Aleyrodidae.
UCAUGCAAAACUGCAGCUUCUGACUUUGUUCUCAAUGCUUUUAGUAGAAUGCUUUAGAGUAGAUUUUGACUUAGUUGACUGCUUCUUGCUGACAUAUUUUCGUAGUGUUACAGUGUCUAGUGCUUUUGAGUUUUUUUUGUGCGUAGCGCUUCUUUUUUUGCAUUUUUUUUUAUAUUAUUGGCACGAGCUUGAAUUCGCUCUUUUUUCUAUCCGCUUAAGUCACCGCGUUUAGUUGUUCGCUCUUUUUUCUAUCCAAUUAAGUCACCGCGUUUAGCUAAUCAAGAAAAUACAAAAUGGCAGACGCCGACGAACUCACGCGUCAAAAGGAGUUCCUUGAACAAAAACGCGCGCGAAUUUACAAUUGCGUCGAAAAAAUCCAGACUGCUUCAGCGGAUGUAACACUCGCUAAUUGUCACAUGUACGCUGACACUCGCGAACGCGUCAAAAAAUUACAAGAAGAUUUUGAUGCAUGCCAAGACGAAAUUCUAGAAUUGAAUACGCGUUUAAGUGAGGAUAAUCAAAUCCCGACGGUCAAAAUGCAGGACAAGUUUGACGAUUUGGUUGAUUGCGCUUUAAGCAAUUUUUUGCGUUACAUGAAAGCUCCUGUCUCAGAACCUGGCGGAGCUCCUGCCGCCCCGCCCCCCGCUCAGUCCGUCGCUACCACAUUAGAGCAUGUACGUUUAGGUCCGCUCAAAGUUCCGACUUUUGACGGUACGGUAGAUAAAUGGCCAACAUUUUACAAUUUGUAUAACGCUGCGGUUCAUAAUUCCACUAGUUCAAAUGUUGUAAAAUUUCAACGGCUUUUGUCCUUCUUAACAGGGGAGCCGCUUUCCAUGAUCGGAACCAUGGACAUUACCGAUGAAAAUUAUAAGGUUGCUUAUGAUAUGUUAAAAGAUCGCUAUCAGCGUGAAAAGCAUUGCAUUUUAAGGCAUUAUCAUGGUUUGUUAGAACUACCUAUGGUAAGCAACGACACCCAGAUGUCUCAGUUACUCGCUAAAUUGCGUGAACAUAUUCAUGGCCUCACUGCGCUUAAGCAUAAAACCGAGUCUUACGGAAAUUUUUUGGUUGCAGUAAUUCUACUAAAAUUUAACAAUUUUUAUCGGAGACGCCUAGAUGACGCGCGCGAUCACCCUACAACGUACCCAACGCUUUCUGAAAUCAUUAGUUUUAUUAAGGCUGAAUGCACGCUUGUUGGUGAUUCAGACUUACCCUCAACCGCGAAUGUAAAACGCUCAUCGUACUCGAGUCGCAAUUUUUUGUCGCAUACUGCAUCUAAAAAUCGGAGUUCUUAUGAGCAGAUAGCGCAACGUCGCGGGUAUCAGCCCACGCGGCGAGUCUCAGCCGCGGACACCGGGCCGAACUUUGGACCGUCACACGCCGACGCUCCUGCAAGUUCGUCGUCUUCGCCGACCAAAUACUCCAAUAACAAGUGUAAAUGGUGUAACGCGAAUGAUCACGUGAUCUACGGAUGCGAUACUUAUCUACAGCUUGAUGCCCACGAUCGCGCUGAAGGCGUAAAAAAGAAAGGUCUUUGUUACAACUGCUUAUCACCGCAUUUUGUGUCUGCCUGCCGUUCGCCUAGAAAUUGUUCGGUAUGCAAUGGUCGCCACCAUUCUUCGUUACAUUUUGAGGAAAACAAGCUCGCGCCCGCGACGCUCGUCAACGCGGCGACCUCCCGCCCCCCGCUUGUUCCACCUCCGCAUCCAGAAGCUCUUACAGCGCACAUCCCGAUCUCUCAUGAUAACGCGGUUCCAUCCGCGCACCUCGCUGAUGACGUCACUCAGGAAGCUACUCAAAUAAACCCGCUAUCAGACGGUGCCGUUUUGUCUGCGGCCCUCGCGUCGAAUUCCACACCUGCUCCCGCCUAUAGUAUUCUUCCCACAGCGCGUGUUAUUUUGCGCAGCGCAGAGGGUUAUAAAAUCCCGGUUAGGUUGAUUUUUGACUCAGGCGCUAUGAGCUCGUUUCUGACGCGUAGGGUGGCUCAACUUCUUCAUUUAAAGCCCAAUCACGGCGCCCCAGAUGUUACUGGAAUCGCCGAAUCACCCGUGUCUGUUGAUGGAGUAGUUACCGUUGACAUUCUAGAUUCAAAAGAAAAUCUCGCUUUUGCAAAUGCGCGCCUUAUAGUAGUAAACCGCUUAACAGGAAAAAUUCCUCCUGUUUCUAUUCCGCACGAAAUCCGCGAAAUCUUCACUUCUUAUGAUUUAGCAGACCCGCUGUUCACAGAAAGCGAUUAUUGCGAUUGUUUACUAGGAGCAGACAUUUUUCCAUUUUUGCUUACUGGUCUUAGGGUCGCGCCGACUCAAGACGGUCCUAUCGGUUUAGGGACCACGCUAGGCUUAACUGUCAUGGGUCCUGUGCCCAGUUCUGAGCCCAAUAGAGAAACCGCACUUAAACGUUCNUCACUCGCUCUUCUUACUCAUACGCUCGAUAAGAUUUCGCAAAAAAUCGAAGAUUUUUGGUCCAUUGAGCAAGUGACAGCGUCUAAACCCGCUUUAACUCCUGAUGAAGAGGAGGCGGAAAAUUUAUAUGUGCAAACCACUGUGCAACAGGAAAACGGUAGAUAUAAAGUUAGACUGCCGUUUAGAAAAAAUCAUCCCCCUUUGGGACAAUCGCGUUUUCAGGCCGAAAACCGCUUCGCGUCGCUAGAAAGAAGGUUCGCAAAGGAUGAGAAAUUUCAUUCGCUUUACAAGGAUUUCAUGAAAAAUUACAAAGAAAGUAAUUUUAUGUCUGUCACAAAACCGCCCCCUAGUUAUCAGCAACAUUUUUACUUGCCACAUACUGGGGUUUUGAAAAAUUCUAGUACCUCGCCGCUUCGUGUAGUAAUGGAUGCGUCUGCCCCUACGAGUAAUGGUGUGAGUCUUAAUUCCAUUUUAUUGCCCGGGCCAAAACUGCAAAAUGAUAUACGUGAUAUAUUAAUUUAUUACCGAUGCCACCCUGUGGUGUUCUCCGCUGACAUUCGUCAAAUGUUUUUACAAAUUGAUCUCCACGAAGAUGAUAGAUUUUUUCAGUCCAUUCUUUGGCGUGAAUCUGUAAAUGACCCGCUUUUAGUGUAUCUAUUGAAUACCGUCACCUUUGGUCUCGCCCCAUCACCCUUCCUCGCUAUCAGAACCUUACGAAAACACGCGCAAGAUCACGGUGAAAAGUACCCUGAAGCUGCUAAAAUAUUAUUGAACAGCACAUUUGUUGAUGACAUUUUAGGAGGAGCCGAAACAGAAGAAGACGCUCGUGAAAUUAUACUCGCUCUCAUAGCGCUUCUCGCGCUCGGCGAUUUCCACCCUCGGAAGUGGACUUCAAGCCACCCUAGUAUUUUAGAAGGUUUUCACGCAAGCGAGUUAGAAAUCCCAUGUUUGGACGACCCAAAUAACCCCCGCUUCUCAAUUUUAGGAAUGCUCUGGUUGGCAGUAAAAGACGCUUUCACCUUCAACACCGAAUUUUCUGCGCCCGCAAAAACCAAACGCGGCAUUUUAUCCGCUACCGCUUGAGGAAUAAUUUUCUUUAUUUAUUUUCUUUCUUCGAGCUUUCAGUUUCCGCGCGCAACGAAAGUCCCGCCCAACCGCUAUUUUAAUUUAUUUCAUUAUAUUUUAUAUGUUCUACUCUAUUCUCAAAAAAAGACGCUCGCACAAAGGAAUUCAAACGUAAUACUAGACAGACACGCACUCCCAAAA